UCCUGCUCGUCGAAGGGGGCGAGUUUCACGCGGCUCGUACCUGGGCCAAGUGAAGCGAAGGUGGGGUUCGGGCCCGUUCACGUUGUUCUCGUCGGUCUCGUCCGUCAGGUAACUCCAGUCGACAGAGACCCGGUGGUUCGAACGGUUGGCUUUGAGCGUCGUUGAUCGCGAUCGAGAAUUUCGUUAACCAGAAGAUCACAUCCCCAUGGGCCGCAAGCGACGUGCCGAGUGUCAAACCCCAUGGUAAAGGCGUCGCGACGCCCCUUCAUCAGGACGCGCACCUCCUCCACCCUUUGUGCGCGUGUGUGUUUCACUUCACCGCGCCUCGUCGGUCCUGAAAACAUUUCCAAAAUACAGCACCACGUUGGGGCCCAGUCGAGGAAAUGACGGUAUCCUACGCCAGCGAGGUGCCGAACGGCUCGAGUUUCGGCUGCUUCUGGAGGAUCCUUUGCAAAUGGCGAGGAUCAGUCUACAAACUAAUAUGGCGGGAGCUAAUAGCUUAUCUCGUCGUUUACUACAUCAUCAAUUUCACAUAUCGAUACGCUCUUAAUGCAGAUCAGCAAAAGAUCUUCGAAAGGAUACGACACUACUUUGGAAAUUCAAGUGAAUCCAUCCCCAUGUCCUUCGUCCUGGGCUUUUACGUGAGUCUGGUUGUGAAGAGGUGGUGGGAGCAGUACAAACUUUUACCCUGGCCAGACAACCUGGCGCUCUUCAUCAGCGCUGCUAUUCCAGGAAAUGAUGAAAGAGGUCGGCUAAUGCGUCGGAACAUCGUGAGAUACGCUGUACUCGCCUACGUAAUCACGCUGCAGAGAAUUUCCUUGAGGGUUAAACGUCGCUUCCCAACGUUACAACACAUCGUUGAUGUCGGUCUGAUGAUGGAAUCGGAGAAAAAGAUAUUCGAAAUGAUGAACAAGAAGGCAGCGAUGUCGAAGUACUGGAUGCCCCUCGUCUGGGCGACCAACAUCAUCAACAGAGCCCGGAAAGAGGCUCUUAUCACCAGCGAUCAGGUCGUCCAAACUCUCCUCGUCGAGCUUAGUGACAUUCGUAAGCGUCUGGGAGCCCUGAUUGGUUACGACACGGUCUGCGUGCCGCUGGUUUACACUCAGGUGGUUACUCUCUCGCUGUACGCGUACUUUUUCGCGGCGCUUCUGGGUCGUCAGUUUAUACCAAGAGCCGAAGGAAGCGUUGGAAAAUACGAAGAGCCUGACAUGUACUUUCCGUUCUUCACCGCUUUGCAGUUUUGCUUCUACGUGGGAUGGCUGAAAGUUGCCGAAGUCCUGAUAAAUCCUUUCGGCGAGGACGAUGACGACAUCGAGCUGAAUUGGCUAAUAGAUCGACACAUCAAGGCGGGGUACAUGAUAGUGGACGAGAUGCACGAGGAGCAUCCGGAGCUUUUGAAGGACCAAUAUUGGGACGACGUCGUGCCGAAGGACCUGCCUUACACAGUGGCAAGUGAGCAGUACAGGCGAGAGGAGCCGAAGGGUUCGGCGGAGCUUUACAAGAUUAAGGAGAGCGACGCCCUUUACGCUAACGUACUCCUGGGUACGCACGUGCACAACCAUAGUCAGCACCGCAAAAGCGCCCAGGACGAAGUCUUCGCCGACUACGAAAGCGUCGACACGCCACUCGUUGAGAGGAGAAAAAAUUGGCUUCAGCGUCAAAUAACGAGGAUGGGGUCCGUGAGAAGCUCUUCGACGACGUACAGCAGCGGAGGUGGCUUCUUUUCCCGCAACAGACACAACAGCGUUUACAGUAGUCCAGAGGCUGGCGGCCUCCCGCAGGCCACCAACCCCAACCAGAAGAUGUCCUUGUACGACCGUUUCGUAGGUCGGAAAAGCGUCCGGAGUCAACGUAUGGGACGUCAAGGAACGCUGACGAAAUUGAACUCGAUUCCAGUUUCCCUGAAAAACCGUCCGCGUAUCCCGACGCCCGACGUGACGAAAGAAGUGGUGGACAGAGAGCAGCGUCUCGCUCUGUCGGCGAGCAAUGCUGCCAACAUUGGCGCCGGAGUGGUAGGAGUGAUGCACCAGCUUCCGGCGAACGGUCACUACCCAGCGGACCUUCCGGUGGUCCAGGUGGUCUUGUCACCUAUCCAGGAAUCGGAGGGGAGUCCGAAGGGCGGUGGCGGGAAGCCGGGAACGGCUGCGCUGGCGCAGGCAGUUCUUUCGCCGACGUUGACGAGCGCCGGUCUGGUGACGCCGGUCGCCCUGACGCCGGUGACGGUGAGUCAGCUGACGCAGCUGGGCUUCGUCACGACGACGUCGUCGUCGCCGACGUUCCGCGUCGCGCAGCAACCGGGAGGCGUGCAGGCAACUUUGACGGAGGUGAACUCGAGCGAGGAGGAAUCGGGGAGCAGCAGAAGCGGCAGCAUCGCCGGUCGUGAGGAUCGGUCGACGCCUUUAAUCGGCGAGCGGCGCUGCAGUCCGACGGCGAGUCACGGAAGCUCUCCGGCUUUCGACUGCUUUACCGACCGAUCGCCGAUCCUGAUGAGUCCGGAGAAACUGAGCGGUUACAUCGUCACCGACGUCGUCGACGGACGUGGAAGACGAUCGGCUUCGCUUCCUGGUCCCCCCGUACCCCAGCCGAGAGAGGAUCGCAGCAUGUCCUUGCCUCAUUCACCCGGCAUGCGUCAUCACCCCUACGCCACUCAGGUUAGCCCCGUUGCUGCGGAUCGGCUACUUCCUGUUCAGCCGGAGAUACGUCAUCGCGCCGGAAGCUUCAGCAGGGAUCCACCGAAACCGCCACCGGAAUUGCCGAGGAAAAUUAGCACAGCUUCGAACCCCAACAACUCGUCGAGCUCCAAUGGUAACAAUUCUUCCAACCAGAACGGUAACGCUCAGGUUCCCGGUAGCAAGAGAGGCGAGGUCUACGUUUGAUAUACUAUAUGUA
Messenger RNA from Diprion similis, 2889 nucleotides. RefSeq lists its product as uncharacterized. NCBI's taxonomy places the organism in Eukaryota, Metazoa, Arthropoda, Insecta, Hymenoptera, Diprionidae. The record is from RefSeq and is a predicted model, not a curated record. The coding region runs from base 384 to 2876 and encodes 830 amino acids. Gene Ontology annotation, molecular function: chloride channel activity. The transcript is spliced from 10 exons.